Molecule: messenger RNA, 1367 nt
Organism: Onychostoma macrolepis
Lineage: Eukaryota; Metazoa; Chordata; Actinopteri; Cypriniformes; Cyprinidae
Gene: eapp
Product: e2f-associated phosphoprotein
Exons: 6
Coding region: 81-1004 (307 amino acids)
Biological process (GO): positive regulation of cell population proliferation
Cellular component (GO): nucleus
Source: RefSeq, a predicted model, not a curated record
ACUCCAUAACUUGCUUUCCGGUGCUGAAGUGAAGUAAAAACGCGUUUUAUUUUCCUUGUGUUUUACUCUAAACAAGAACAAUGAACCGAAAAGAUGAUUAUGAUUCAUAUGAAAUUGAAGAGCCAAGUGAUGAGGAAGGAGCCGGAAGCAGUUCUGAGGAUGAGCUGGAUAUUCUUCUCAACGGGACGCCGGAACAGAAGAAGAAGCUGAUCAGAGAGUAUCUGACGGGGGAGAGCGAGUCCUCCAGUGGAGAUGAGUUUGAGAAGGAGAUGGAGGCAGAGCUCAGCAGCACCAUGAAGAGCAUAGAGUGCAGCUGGACGGCAUCUUCAGCUCAAGGUCAAACUUCUGGGACCAGUGACAGCACUGCCACAGCAAACAAGCAACAGACUGGGGAGUAUGACAGCAUUUACUUCGACUCCGACUCGGAUGAAGAUGGCACAGCUGGCAGCUCUCAGGGUCUGAGGAGGAAGCAGCGCUCUGUUCUCACAAAUGAUGAGCUGUUAUAUGACCCAGACGAGGAUGAUCGCGACCAGGCUUGGGUGGAUGCAAAAAGAAAAGAAUACAGAAACCAGAGGCGGCUGCCACCAUCAGCAAACAGAAGAAACAGACCAGACGCUGUUCCAAGCAGUGACGCUGUCCUCAACUGUCCUGCCUGUAUGACCACUCUGUGCCUGGACUGUCAGAGGCAUGAGAAAUAUCGGACGCAGUACAGAGCCAUGUUCGUGAUGAACUGCACAGUCGACAAAGGGGAAGUGCUGCACUAUAAAACCGCCAAUAAGAGAAAGCAGAACCGGCACAGGAAGAGGGCCCGUCAGGAGAACACGUCCUCAUCCACAGAGACUGAAAUGGAGUCAAGUGCAGGUCUGACUGAUGCACGCUUGGCAGGAAUGGAUGAAGAAGAGAUAUAUCACCCAGUCAAGUGCACAGAAUGCUCCACUGAAGUGGCAGUGUAUGAUAAAGAUGAGGUGUAUCAUUUCUUCAACAUCCUAGCAAGUCACUGCUAAGGACAUUUACUGGACUUAUAAAUACAAACCACGUGUUUUGGUGGGUUUGAUUGCUGUACAGUACAUAGAGAGAGAGUGAAAAGUUUUUUUGGGGGAAAGGAAUAUGGCUAGACAUGUAAUUUUAUUUAUAGGGUUUUUAUAUUUUGUUAUAAAAUGUAAACUUUCAUGUGAUCCACUUCCUGUAAAUAACAUCUCAUAUUUGCAUAAAAGUUGUUCUGUUGCCUCUCAGAUAUGUACUUCCCUUUUAUUAAACUGUAUUUUUAUACACAGUAGAGGGCAUGGAAAUGAUUCAAGCUAAACAGAAGUGACAUAUUGCAUUUAGCUAAGCACUUAAUGUGCUCUGAACGUGAACGGUGUCAUUUG